GGGAGUGGCAAUGCCCGCCACUCAGUACCGCCCCCCUUAGCCGCCGUGGAACCUCAGUCAGUUUAGCGCGCGCUCGAGUGAAAUUUCAAGUGUGGAGUGUGAGUGCGCGCACGGUGUGUUUACCGCUGUCUGCACCGAGGGUGUGGGUUACCAGCCCCCGGGCAGGCGGGCAAUAUUCACACAGCAACAGCAGCAGCGAGAGCCGGCAGCUCCGAGAGCAGUUUCAGCUUUGAUCAUGACAACCAAAGGUGGAUCUCUAACUGAAGUUAAGGAAGAGCCAGAACAAAUUGAAGAGGAUCAUUUUGAAGCUUCAGAUUCUCAAGAACCUGUCAACGUAAAUCAAGAACAAGAGAAUGAUGUCAAAGAUGAUGGACAGCCAGAAUCCAUAGAGCAACCUCUGAAAGAACAGGAAAUAAAUUCUCCAGCUCCAAAUGCAAGUGCCCAAGCUAGUCCUUCUGGCAGUGAAAGAAAGGAGCAGACAGCUGGUAAAGGGCUGUCACGUUUUUUACCUGGAUGGCUUAAAAAGCAAAAAUCACUAUCCCCACUAGAAACCACAGAAGACAAGGAAUCUGAGAAGGACAUACCUCAAGCUGAGGAUAUGCACCCAGUUGAGGAAGAACAGCCAGAGCCAGUAUGCACUUCAUCAGAGCUUGAAGUAAAGAAAGAGGAGAAGGUGGAUGAAGAGACUAAGAUUGAAGAAAGAGUGGAGCAGCUUUCAGUGAACAGUGGAGAGUUACAGCCAGUUGAAGAGGAGAAGAUUGUAGAAUCGUUGGAAAAAGAUGCUGGUAUGAAUAAUGCAGAUUUGAUAACAGAGGACAAAAAGGAGGAAAGUAACAAAGGUGAAGACCCUCAGAAAGCUGAAGAUACAAGCAAAAGGUCCCCUCUGAAAAUUCCCAAAAAAAUCAAGGUUGUGCAAAGCAAAGUCCUUAUGUUGGAUGGUUCAGAAUCCAGCUAUGAAAUUGAGAAACGUGCCAAAGGCCAGGUACUAUUUGACAAGGUGUGUGAGCAGAUCAACCUGUUGGAAAGGGAUUAUUUUGGGCUUACGUUUCGGGAUGCUGCAGAUGAAAAGAAUUGGUUGGACCCAGCAAAAGAAAUCAAGAAGCAAAUUCGAAAUUGUCCUUGGCAAUUUUCCUUUAAUGUAAAAUUCUAUCCUCCUGAUCCUUCACAAUUAACUGAAGACAUCACAAGAUAUUACUUAUGCCUUCAACUCCGUCAAGAUAUCGUAAGCGGUCGUUUGCCAUGCUCUUUCGUCACUCAUGCCCUUCUUGGUUCUUGCACAUUGCAAGCGGAACUCGGGGAUUAUGAUGCAGAUGAACAUAAAACAGAUUAUGUGUCAGAAUUACAGUUUGCACCACGCCAGACAAAGGAAUUGGAAGAGAAAAUCUGUGAACUGCACAAAACACACAGGGGUUUAACUCCAGCCCAGGCUGAUGCUCAAUUUCUGGAAAAUGCCAAGAUGCUUUCCAUGUAUGGUGUUGACUUGCAUCAUGCUAAGGAUUCUGAAGGAGUGGAUAUUAUGUUGGGCAUAUGUGCAAAUGGGCUGCUCAUCUACAAGGAUCGUCUCCGAAUUAACCGUUUUGCUUGGCCAAAAAUUCUUAAAAUUUCCUAUAAACGAAGCAAUUUUUAUAUUAAAAUUCGACCUGGAGAGACAGAACAGUUUGAAAGUACAAUUGGUUUCAAGUUGCCUAAUCACCGAGCAGCAAAGCGAUUGUGGAAGGUUUGUGUGGAGCAUCAUACUUUCUUCAGGCUGCUAUCCCCUGAACAAACUCCAAAAAGUAAAUUCUUGACUUUAGGCUCAAAGUUUCGUUACAGUGGUCGCACACAGGCUCAAACACGGGAGGCCAGUACACUCAUCGAUAGACCUGCACCUUAUUUUGAGCGUACUUCAAGUAAGCGACUGUCCAGAAGUCUUGAUGGAGGCCCAGUAGAUGGCAUUAAUGAAGUGGGGCUGUUGCAAGAUUCAUCUUCUCUAGAUGUUCCUCAGAGUUCAACAGCAGAGGUGACUGCCACCAAAGUUGGUGUCAUUAAAGUAGGAGCAACUGAUGAAAAGAUAGAAGUAAAAAGCAAAACUACUCCUUCAAAAGAAUCACAACUAGAAAUGCCAAUGGAAAUGAAGUUCCAUAACACACAUCCCCCAUCUCCUACCUGUUCUAGUUAUUCUCCCUCUCUAAGUCUCUUUCCUAUUCCUGAGACAGAUUUUCUCUCUGAUAUUUCAGAGGAUAGUGCUUUUUCAGCUGGUGAAUUAGACAAAGAAUGUGUGUUUGAAACUCUUUCUUCCGAUCCUAGUCCACAUGUAACGACUCCAGAGCACGAAGCAGCAUUAUUAACUAAGCCUCUUCAACCUGAUCCUGUAUUAACCACAACUGUUCAAUGUAAUUAUUUUGUACAACAGGAUCUGAAGGAAAUAGAAAUUGGCUCUAAUCCUGUAAGAAAGACAUUGACGUUCGCAUUUUUAAAUCUUUACAAGUGUUUUCCUCCCAAAUUACCUUCGUUGCUUGAUGAGGAUGGAUAUAUAAGCUUUCCCAGCCUUCCUGAUGACUGUUCAGCUUUGAUUCCACCAAGCUUUCAAAAGUACAUUCCUAUUACGUCUCCAUCACUCAUUCCAUCUAUCAUCAUUAUCUUUGUGUUGCUUUUGUCUGCAUCCCAGUCUGUCCCUUUCUCACUCACCCUUUCCCUUCCUCUUGCUCUGUCUCUCUGCUACCUGGAGCCUAAGGCGACAACAUUAUAUGCCUCUUAUGACAAUGACCUGAAUGAGAAAGCAGAGGAAGAGGAGUUGGAGCAACAAGAAGAAAAAAUGCAGCCACAAAAGGACCUUGAUAAGACGCAGGAGGAUCUAUUGAAACAUCAAGCUAGCAUUAGCGAGCUAAAACGCAGUUUCAUGGAAUCCACACCUGAACCGCGUCCAAAUGAAUGGGAAAAUCGACUAACCAAACCCUUAUCACUGCAAACAGAAGGGAGCUUAGAAGAGGAGAUAACAUCGCUUUUACUUAGUAAAGAGAGCUUCUCACCAGGCUUGAUGACUUCCUUCUCGUCUGCUAUUUCUCAGGCAUCAGAGGGUGAUGGGUUCAAAGAAAAAGCUGCUGCUGAAUCUGUUUCUCUCAUAUGCUCCAAGCAGUUGUCUGAGGAUCAUGUUUCAAGAGCAGAAGGGUCUCCAGCAGGGGCCGGAGAUAUUGGCAAGAGCUCAGAUGAGAAACAGAAAUCCGAGACGGAGGAGCAGGCAGAGGUUGUAGUGGAAGAAACAAAAGUGAUUGAAGAGGUAAAGAGAGCACCCAGCCAUUCAAAAGUAAAACUUGAAAAAGCUGUUGAAAGCAGCACAGUUGUACCCGCCUCUAAAGUGUCAUCAAAAGAGGGUCAUGCCUCAUCCUCCGAUAGCCAUAGUGAGAGUGAGGAAGAGGCAGAGUACCACCCACAGAUCAAGGAAGGAGAAAAUAUAAAGAGAGAAAAAAAUGAAUUUAAGACAUUUACUACAGUAGGAAUGGAGUCCAAGGUUUCGGUAACAGAAUUUGACAAAGUACGUUUUCCUAUGGUACAUAAAAUGCAGGAUGUCCUGGAAGAAAGUUUGCAAGAAUUGCAGAAUGGAGAGCUUCAGGAAGCAAAGCAAAAGCAAGAAGACACAAGACCCAAACUAAAUGGAGAUGUUUCCUAUGUUGAUAGUGAUGCUGUGCCACAAGUUGUGUGUUGCUCAGAGCCUCCUGUGGUAAAGACAGAAAUGGUGACAAUCUCUGAUACAGUGAGCCCUGACAAGACUGAAAUUGCAACAAAAGAAGUUCCAAUUGUUCAAACAGAGACUAAAACUAUUACAUAUGAAGCUGCCCAGGGUGAUGGCAGUGGAGACAAUGAUCCUGGUGUCCUGAUGAGUGCUCAGACUAUAACUUCUGAAUCUAUUUGUACAACAAUGACAACCCAGAUUACCAAGACUGUGAAAGGUGGAGUCUCUGAAACAAGAAUUGAAAAGCGAAUUGUUAUCACAGGGGAUACAGACAUUGACCAUGAUCAGGCCUUGGCCCAGGCAAUAAAAGAAGCCAAAGAGCAGCAUCCAGACAUGUCAGUCACCAGGGUAGUGGUACAUAAAGAAACAGAGCUCACUGAGGAUGGGGAUGAAUGAGUUAAGAAAUGAAUAUUGCCUGAAAUCAAAUGACGAUCUUUACUACCAGAGUGACCACUGCCAUGAACAAAAUGUCCUCUGAGCAUUAGCAAAUAGCAUCCUCCAUAAAAGUCGCACAUUGUGUGAAUAUUGGAAGAUGCCAGCAGCCUUCUAAAAAGCAUAAUUGGAGUUAGUUAUUUAAAAUCAUUAGUCUGUAAUUUGAUCAUUUACUCUUUAGUAAUUUGAUGGCUUAUUAACGUAUCACUUCUAUAUACCAUUAGAAUUUAAUAACUGCAAGUAAAUAAUACAAAAAUGGCUAAAAGUAGAUAUCUUUUUAGAUGAGUUUUGUACAGGAUGUCAUGAUUAACUUAGUAAGUGGUUCACUUUCAAAUAAAUGAAUAAGUAUGUGUAAUCCUGUUGCAGAAGCAUUUUUAGCAUGAUCAAGUAGUUACCAAAUAUUGUGGAAAAGAGAAAUAUGGAAAGACUUUGUUCAAACUUUUCCGGUGUCACUUCAAACUCUUAACAUGUCAGUUCAAAAUAAUUACGUGUGUUUAUAAAGAAUCUCCUAGCCUACCUAUUACUGAAAAAAAGAAUAAAGAGGACCUAAUGCUAAAUAAAACAUCAUUCCAUUUUUUAAAAAAUCACUAUAUUGCAUUUACUAUAUAAUAUUUUUUUAAGUCAUCCAUGAAACUGGGAGAUCCAUAUUGAAAAGGGGUACUUUUCUAAUUACUUAUCAGUUCUAUAACAUAACUUGGUUGGCAGCUUAAAAUUUAAUGCUUUUAAAUCAUUUUUCCUUAAAUGGAAAAAAAAUCACUAUAUUAAAUACAUUUCUAUAAAUUCUUUUUCAUUCUGGAUCUUGAUGUGAAAACAUGAUCUUUAUAGUUAAUGGGCAAAUUGUAUUGCAUUUUGAAUGGCUUUGUCUAAUGUUUGAGGAAGGUUUUGGAAAAAAAAUCUGUUUAAUAUUUGAUCUUUUCUGUAGAUAUUGCAGAAUUUUUUGUUCAGCAUUUGUUUGAAAACUGUACUAAAUCUUGACUGUCAAUUGCUUUUGACCGAUGCAUAGAGAUAAGCAAGCAAAAUAAUAUUUUAGCAGCUUCAAAGUUGUGUUGAAUGAUAUUCUUGCUCCAUGUAAUGCUGUUGAAAAUAAAUUUCGCUUAAAAAUGA
This is a messenger RNA of Chiloscyllium plagiosum (whitespotted bambooshark), 5245 nucleotides long. RefSeq names its product erythrocyte membrane protein band 4.1-like 2 (gene epb41l2). The record is from RefSeq and is a predicted model, not a curated record. Gene Ontology annotation, molecular function: structural molecule activity; actin binding. Lineage: Eukaryota; Metazoa; Chordata; Chondrichthyes; Orectolobiformes; Hemiscylliidae. Gene Ontology annotation, biological process: cortical actin cytoskeleton organization; actomyosin structure organization. Gene Ontology annotation, cellular component: plasma membrane; cytoskeleton.